Kickxella alabastrina is the source of this 2182-nucleotide messenger RNA. RefSeq lists its product as uncharacterized. The transcript is spliced from 2 exons. The record is from RefSeq and is a predicted model, not a curated record. The coding region runs from base 410 to 2119 and encodes 569 amino acids. NCBI's taxonomy places the organism in Eukaryota, Fungi, Kickxellomycota, Kickxellomycetes, Kickxellales, Kickxellaceae.
CCUUUUUUCAUUGUUUGUUCAUGUUGGGCAAUAUCAAAAGCAAGGGAUUCUCACAUCAACCCGUCUUUGUAAACUUUUUUCCUGUAGCGAAACUAAAAAUAAAAAUAAAGCGACAAUUUGCGGAAUUAACAAAGUCUCGACGUUUUGUUCUCCAUUCUACACUUUUUAUUUCUCACUCUUGUAAACUUUUUAUCUCAACAAAGCCAUUAUUUCAACAGACAAAAACGCAUUACGCGCCCGCCGCGCUUAUUUUCUUACACACGUUUCUAAGCUCUCUUUUUCUUCCAAAUUUCUCUUUUCAUUCUAUUUGUUUUCUUGUACUUUUUUCAUUCGUCUCCCUACAUAAUUUUUCAUUCAAUCCUUUGAAUUCACAAAAUCCUUUACUGUUUGAUAUAGAAAAAAACCAAGAAUGUCUCCCAAGCUCAUAGAGGGCAGGCUAGAAGUGCAGGUGGUUUCUGGUCGCGAGCUUCCCAGGCGCAGUCUUUUUGGAAGGCGAGACUCGGCAGUUGAGCUGUUGUUAGGUACAUCAACUAGGCGCACGCAGGUGGAUAAGAAGGGUGGGUCUUCGCCUCAGUGGAACGACCACGUGAGCUUUAUUAUCAGCGGCCAUGGAAAGACACAAAUGCAAGUACAGGCCCUUGAAAUUGAAAGCUCAAUUAGCAGCAAGGUCAUUGGAAGCUGUGUUAUUGACCUGAACAAAGUUUUUGUCGAGGAGGAAGUGGACGGUUGGUACACGUUAAAAUACCAGGACAAAUCAGCAGGCGACGUUUACUUGGAACUGACGUUUACGCCCAAGGGGGGGCGCAAAAGGUUACCCAAAGACCCGUUGGCCGACGAGGACGAAAACCCAGUGUUCCAUACCGAGCCAAAGGUCAAGCGGAUGAACGACGCCAUUGCCUCGGCGCCGUCCUUGCUACAUGAUUCCUCGCUAAUGGGCGAUGCAAAGCCCAGCCCACAGAUGCUGUCGGCGUCGGCGAUAAUGCCCAUUACUAUGCGCCCGUCCAUGUCUGACAUGCGCCCGUACUCAUCGGCGUCAAUGCAUAAUCCUGAUUUAGCCAACAAGUACGCGAACAAGCACGGAAUCAAGCCGCUGCCUCCGGCCCCAACCGCAGCAUCUCUGCCAAUGGGCGGCGCUGUGCCUGUGGGCUUGCAAAGCAGCAUGGGUGGAUAUGACCAGACUAUAUUACCUGGCCAAGUACCCUUUGCAAAUCAGCAGCAGCAGCCACAGCGUUUGAGCUACGGAUCCGAAACAUCGACGAUGUACCCGCAAUCACAGCAGAUGAUUCCUAGCGCGUCCAUGGCACCUGCACACAUGCAGCAAGGCCAGCAGCAGCAGCAGCAACAAGAGCCAGCGCUAAUGAACCUGUUUGCGCCGCCAACCUACGUCGACGACAACACAAGCAUGGCCCCAUCCACCCAGCCAUACAACCCAGCGUUCAAUCCGACAUUUGCUGCUACCGGCGCCGAACAUAUGAUGCAGACAUCAGCGCCCGCAAAGCAUCUUCCACUGCCGCCGGGCCAGGCUGUCACGGGUGUCCCGAUGGUGAUGAUGAUGGUGGACUCCAAUGGCAUGGUCAUUGGUCAGCAGCAGAUGAUGUCGCCGCCGUACGGCAAUGAGUACCAGAUGGAACCCAUGCAGAUGAUGGCUUCCGGGUACGCGUAUGCCCAGGUGCCCGUGUCGACGCCGGAUAUGAUGAACCCGAAUCAGCAGCAGUACCAGCAACAGCAGCUGAUGACGCCGCAACAGCAGCAACACGAGAUGUAUGAAUCACCGAUGCCCAUGCAGCAAUCAACCAUGGCCAUGCCACAACAGCAAGUGUAUCCUCAGCAGCAGUAUGUUCAGCAUAAUCUGCAGUUUGUCCAACAGCAGCAGCAACAGCAGCAGCAGCAGCAGUUUGUCCAGCAGCCUAUGCAAAUGCAGCCUAUGGUUGGAUAUGCGCAGCCUGGAUACCAGCAGAUGGCUUUUGAGCAGCAACAGCCUGUGUAUACGAACCAAACGGGUGUUGCUUUGGAACCUUCGGCGCCAAUGAUGAUCUAUGAUAAUGCGCAAGGUCAAUACAUGCAUCCUCAGCAGUAUACAAAUGCUCCUGGAAACCCGUACAGCAACCAGGCAUAUUAGUUUUUUUCCACUUUUUUUUAUAUCUUUUGUUACAUUAAAUGCAUUCUUUUAUUUAUCCCCUUU